GAGAAGUAAUUAACUAAAAGCAAAAGGUAGAUAGAGUACGAGUAAACCCUCCUUUUCCUCAGUUCUUACCCACAUUUUAGAGUCUCUUCAUGAAACAGAGCACUCUGUUUCUCUCCCACAAGUGCUGAGGAUGCCAAGGCCAGGCCCAAGGCCCUACGAUUGCGUGAGAAGAGCUUGGCACAGCGAAAGACAUCAACCCAUCAGAGGAACUCUCAUUCAAGAAAUUUUCAGGGUCGUCAACGACAUACAUGGCGCUUCCACUAAGAAGAAUAAAGAAUACCAAGAGAAACUUCCCGUUGUUGUUCUCAGAGCCGAAGAAAUUAUGUACUCUAAAGCCAAUUCUGAGGCGGAAUACAUGGACCUUACGACACUUUUGGACAGAACAAAUGAUGCCAUUGAUACAAUAAUUCGACGUGAUGAGCAUACAGAAACUGGAGAGUAUUUGCGCCCUUGCAUCGAAGCUGCUUUGAGUUUGGGUUGCUCCCUAACAAAACCUUCAAGGAGUCAACGCAACAACCAAAGGUGUUAUUUGAGUCGCAGAACUGAAGAGGUUCCCAAUGUUUCUCAUGCCAUGGUGCAUAUGGCGAAUAUAACGGACCAUACAACAAAGUCGCAACAUGUGUCUGAAAAUGUACCUUCGGCUAGUAAAAAGCAGUGCUUGGAAUUUUCAGCUUAUCCCCUAUACUAUGGGAACAACAUCCAACUUGAAAUGUCCCAACAUGAUCUUGAAGUCUCACAUGUUUCUCACACUUGUGGACCUGCCCUUAUGUUAAAUCCCUCAAGUGAGGGAUCCCAAUCAUUCAUUGUUAAUGGAGAUUUUGAGAAUCCAUUCACAAACAAAUGUGAUCUAUCAUUGAGGUUAGGUCCCUUUACUGUAGAUGCCCCUAGUUUUGGAAAUGAUCAGUUUCAGGAGGCUGACGUGAGAAGCAAGUUAAUUGUUGGAACCUCCCAGAAGGAUGAAAAGUUGAAGCUUCGAGGAAAAUUUUGUGGGAGUGCAACCAAAAGUACAAUAACAGCACACAGGUUUUAGAAGAUGAGAGAGUUUGUUUAAAGACAAAAUUUAUGUGUUGUUAUUUUGGAUUCCGAUAAUGUUGUUUAAUAAUUAAAAUUAGAACUUUAGUUUAAUGAAAUAUUUAUAUUUAAUAUUAUUAAAAAUUGUACUUAAGUUUUGAUAUUUGUUUAUUGUUAUGUAGUAAACUAGAGAAAUUUAGGUUUUUAAACUUGUACUUUGCUAUGCUUCUUCAAAUGGCUAAGCAUUUAUGUAUUUAGAUGUUCAUCUCAGCUGUGUUUUAUGGGUUAUGUAAAUAACAAAUUCAAUCUGAAUUAUAACGGUGG
This is a messenger RNA of Abrus precatorius (Indian licorice), 1335 nucleotides long. RefSeq lists its product as uncharacterized. Lineage: Eukaryota; Viridiplantae; Streptophyta; Magnoliopsida; Fabales; Fabaceae. Gene Ontology annotation, biological process: regulation of DNA-templated transcription. The transcript has 4 exons. Gene Ontology annotation, molecular function: transcription coregulator activity. The record is from RefSeq and is a predicted model, not a curated record. Bases 131 to 1030 code for a protein of 299 amino acids.